Hordeum vulgare subsp. vulgare (domesticated barley) is the source of this 2017-nucleotide messenger RNA. Its product is annotated as glucose-1-phosphate adenylyltransferase small subunit 1, chloroplastic/amyloplastic. The transcript has 10 exons. The coding region runs from base 181 to 1689 and encodes 502 amino acids. The record is from RefSeq and is a predicted model, not a curated record. Gene Ontology annotation, molecular function: glucose-1-phosphate adenylyltransferase activity. NCBI's taxonomy places the organism in Eukaryota, Viridiplantae, Streptophyta, Magnoliopsida, Poales, Poaceae. Gene Ontology annotation, biological process: glycogen biosynthetic process.
GGAAAGGAAGAACGGAAAGCGGAAAAAAGAAGCUGGAAACUCUCACAGCCGCUGAAAGGGAGAAGCGUCCGUCCAACACUCCCCAGCAGUUCCUGUCCUGCCCUGCCGCCAGCCCCGCCUCCCCUCACUUUCUCUCGGCCGUCGCUGCCACCGCCCCAACCCGUCACUCUCUUGCCCCCGAUGGCGAUGGCGAUGGCGACGGCGACGGCCGCCACGUACGGGGCACCGAUCCCGGCGCCGGCACCCUCCGCAUCCUCUCCUCGCCGCGCUGCCCCCGAUGGCGGGCGGCGGCUGCGGGCGGUGGCGGGGAGGCCGCGUCCCCUGUUCUCGCCCCGGGCCGUGUCCGACUCGCGCAACUCCCAGACGUGCCUCGAUCCGGACGCCAGCACGAGUGUUCUUGGGAUCAUCCUGGGUGGUGGCGCCGGGACAAGGCUGUACCCGCUGACCAAGAAGAGGGCCAAGCCUGCGGUGCCGCUGGGUGCCAACUACAGGCUCAUAGAUAUCCCGGUCAGCAACUGCCUCAACAGCAAUGUGUCCAAGAUCUAUGUGCUGACGCAGUUCAACUCCGCGUCGCUCAACCGCCACCUCUCGAGGGCCUAUGGGAACAACAUUGGCGGGUACAAGAAUGACGGUUUUGUUGAAGUUCUCGCCGCGCAGCAGAGCCCGGAGAAUCCUAACUGGUUUCAGGGUACCGCAGAUGCCGUGCGGCAGUACUUAUGGCUGUUUGAGGAACACAAUGUUAUGGAGUUCCUUAUUCUGGCUGGAGAUCACCUAUACCGUAUGGACUACCAAAAAUUCAUUCAAGCACACAGAGAAACAGAUGCUGAUAUUACUGUGGCUGCCCUGCCAAUGGAUGAGGAGCGCGCAACUGCAUUUGGCCUGAUGAAAAUUGACGAUGAAGGGAGAAUUGUUGAGUUCUCAGAAAAACCAAAAGGAGAGAAGUUGAAGGCAAUGAUGGUUGACACCACCAUACUGGGCCUUGAUUCUGAGAGGGCCAAGGAAUUGCCUUAUAUUGCUAGCAUGGGAAUCUAUGUUUUUAGCAAAGAUGCGAUGCUUCGGCUUCUUCGUGACAAUUUUCCUUCAGCAAAUGACUUUGGAAGUGAGGUUAUUCCUGGUGCAACAGAAAUUGGAAUGAGGGUGCAAGCUUACCUAUAUGAUGGUUACUGGGAAGAUAUUGGGACUAUUGAAGCAUUUUACAAUGCAAACUUGGGAAUAACCAAGAAGCCAGUACCAGAUUUUAGCUUCUAUGACCGUUCUGCCCCAAUUUAUACACAAUCUCGAUACUUGCCUCCUUCGAAGGUCCUUGACGCUGAUGUGACUGACAGUGUUAUCGGUGAAGGUUGCGUUAUCAAUCAUUGUAAAAUCAACCAUUCUGUUGUUGGACUACGCUCGUGCAUAUCGGAAGGCGCAGUAAUAGAGGACUCCCUGUUAAUGGGUGCAGACUAUUAUGAGACAGAAAAUGACAAGAAAGUCCUUUCUGAAACUGGCGGCAUUCCCAUCGGUAUUGGAAAAAAUACACACAUCAAAAAAGCAAUAAUUGACAAAAAUGCUCGAAUCGGAGAAAAUGUGAAGAUAAUCAAUGUUGAUGAUAUCCAAGAAGCUUCAAGGGAGAGUGAUGGAUACUUCAUCAAAAGUGGCAUUGUCACCGUGAUUAAGGACGCCUUAAUUCCUAGCGGGACAGUCAUAUAGAGAUGCAGCCGUCAUCGCCAUGUAUAUAAGUGAGGUUGGCUUGCAGAAUUACCGUGACCUCCAAUGCAUCCAUGACUGGUUUCCCAUGCAGCAAGUUCACCAAUCUCUGCAUGGAAGUGUCGUCGGCGGAAAGAAUAAAACAGUGGCCACCACUCAAGGCCAUAAUAAAACUGAGAAUUGCACUGUUAACUAGUAUAUGAGCAAAUGUUUUGAAGUUGAAGUAUGAGAAUUGCAUUAGGUAUCUGGAUGUUUUGGCAUGUACAAUUAUGUCCUUUUGUACAGUUUCUACGCUUGAACUGGACAUCCGGUGCUUAUUUGCAUCGCUUAG